This is a messenger RNA of Cynara cardunculus var. scolymus (artichoke), 3130 nucleotides long. RefSeq names its product oxysterol-binding protein-related protein 1C-like. The coding region runs from base 731 to 2941 and encodes 736 amino acids. NCBI's taxonomy places the organism in Eukaryota, Viridiplantae, Streptophyta, Magnoliopsida, Asterales, Asteraceae. The record is from RefSeq and is a predicted model, not a curated record. Gene Ontology annotation, cellular component: cytosol; membrane; intracellular membrane-bounded organelle. Gene Ontology annotation, molecular function: sterol binding. The transcript has 10 exons.
CCUUUUGCUGUGUUCCAGCCGAUCAUAAUAAUUCCAUGCCUGCUACUCCCUCCUCCUCUGCCGUCCUGGGAUCGGAUUCCUCCAAGCCGAUACAUAUCAACAAUAACAACAACCACGAUCAUAACCACCACGUUGCUUUCAAUACGGUGUCCGAUGCUGCACGGCAACCGACGAUGAGGUUGUCUGGUGGAGAUCAGAGAGAUGUCAAGAUCAAUGAUAUCGUAGGGAAUGGGAUAUCAGGAGUUCUGCAUAAGUGGGUUAAUUAUGGUAAAGGCUGGCGGCCAAGAUGGUUUGURUUACAAGACGGCGUGCUUUCCUACUAUAAGAUUCAUGGACCUGAUAAGAUUGUGGUUAGUAAAGAGACUGAGAAAGGGUCAAGGGUCAUCGGCGAUGAGUCUUUCCGCCGUUUGUCUCGUCACCGUAAUUCCGUCCUUAAUAUUACCAACUCUCAUCGUCCCCACCGCAAGCCCGUCGGUGAAGUCCAUCUCAAGGUCAAUUCAGUUACCCUUCUGAAAAAUUUCAUUACAUUUCAGUGAUCACCCAUCAUCACAAAUCUAUCGAUCGCAACCUAUCUUUGCGAUUUGCUUUGACGCCUAGCGGUUUUCCUUGAUUAAAGAAAACAAAGCCUAUUGUUUCUAUGUAAUUUGGGACGUGAUGCUGUUUUUGAGUUGGGCUUUGGUGGCAAUUUCAAUUCUCUGACCAUACAUUGUAGAUUUAUGUAAAAGCUUCUAUGUCGGAGCAAUCUGCCUGUUCUGAUUUCUGUUGGUCGGACUUUCUUGAACUUGUUUUCUUUAUUUUCUACUUGAUCUAUCUACAAGAAUUUUGUGAAUUCCCUCUUUGCUUUUGUAUUUGGAUUCAGUAUUCAUUCUACAUCAGCUUGAAGGAGGUCAAAAACCUCUUUCAACUUCACAGUUCCACUGAUGUUUUUAUUCUCUAUGGUGAGAACUUGUUGGUUGAAACUGUUCUUUUAAAUAUCUAUGAAUAUCUGUUUGUCUAUGGUCCUGCAAGUCAAAUUUGCGAUAUAAACAUGCAAGGGGGAUUCAUAUUGUGCAUUCACUCUGUGGUUUCAUCCAUUCGUGAAAGUAGAUCAGAUGAUAAAAGAUUUUCCAUUUUUACGGGAACAAAAAGGCUGCAUUUGAGGGCAGACACUAGGGAUGAUCGAAUUGCAUGGAUGGAAGCUUUGCAGGCUGUGAAGGGCAUGUUCCCUCGAAUGUCUAACAAUGAAUUAAUGGCUCCUGUAGGCGGCAUUUCAGUGUCAACAGAAAAGUUAAGGCAAAGGUUACUGGAAGAAGGUGUAAGUGAGGCAGCCAUCCAGGACAGCGAACAUAUUAUGAGGAGCGAGUUUUCAGCAAUGCAAGAUCAAUUAGUGCUUCUUAAGCAGAAGCACCUGCUUCUCAUGGAUACACUGCGAAUGCUAGAGACAGAAAAGGUUGAUCUCGAGAACACAGUAGUAGAUGAGAGCCAAAGGCAGUCAAAGGAGGUUGGGGCAACUUCGAGACUAAAGCAAGAGAAAUACAGUGAAGCAAGUGCAAGUGAAUCUGAAGAUGAUAAUGAUAGAGGAGAUGCUGCAGAAGAAGAGACUGAUGACGAAGACAAUGCAUUCUUUGACACUCGGGACUUCCUGUCAUCUGGUUCUUUUCGAAGUACCGGGUCCGACAUGCGAUCAUCUUCUUUUUCAUCUGAUGACGAAGACCUUCAAGUUAAUGAAUCAGAUAUUGAUGCUUCCAUUAGAUCAGUUGGUACUAACUUCCCUCGUGUUAAGCGGCGGAAGAAGUUGCCUGAUCCUAUUGAAAAGGAGAAGGGGGUAAGUCUUUGGUCAAUGAUCAAAGACAACAUUGGAAAAGAUCUUACCAAAGUGUGUCUUCCUGUAUACUUCAAUGAACCUCUAUCCUCUCUGCAAAAAUGUUUUGAAGAUUUGGAGUACUCUUAUCUUCUUGACCGGGCAUAUGAAUGGGGCAAAAGGGGUAACAGCCUUAUGCGGAUUUUGAAUGUGGCUGCAUUUGCUGUAUCUGGAUAUGCUUCUACUGAAGGAAGAAACUGCAAACCAUUUAAUCCAUUAUUAGGGGAGACGUAUGAAGCAGACUAUCCAGAUAAAGGGCUUCGGUUUUUUUCUGAGAAGGUUAGUCAUCACCCAAUGAUUGUAGCAUGUCAUUGUGAGGGUACAGGAUGGAAAUUUUGGGGAGAUAGCAACCUGAAAAGCAAAUUCUGGGGUCGUUCAAUUCAGCUUGACCCUGUUGGGGUUUUAACUCUGCAAUUUGAUGAUGGAGAAAUUUUUCAGUGGAGUAAGGUAACAACAUCCAUAUACAACCUUAUUUUGGGCAAGCUAUAUUGUGACCACUAUGGCACUAUGCGUAUCCAAGGGAACCGCAGUUAUUCCUGUAAGCUGAAAUUCAAGGAACAGUCUAUCAUAGAGCGUAACCCGCAUCAGGUACAAGGCGUUGUUCAAGAUCAUGCUGGAAAGACUCUGGCAACUUUAAUUGGUAAAUGGGAUGAGAGCAUGCAUUAUGUGAAUGGAGACUGUUCUGGAAAGGGAAAAGGUGACCCGUAUUCGGAUGCUCAUUUGCUCUGGAAAAGGAGCAAGCCUCCAAUGGUUCCCACAAGAUAUAAUUUAACGCGUUUUGCUAUUACCUUGAAUGAGCUUACCCCUGGACUAAAGGAGAAGCUUCCACCAACUGAUUCACGGCUAAGGCCAGAUCAAAGGUGUUUAGAGAGUGGGGAAUAUGAAAUGGCCAAUUCCGAGAAGCUAAGACUAGAGCAGCGUCAGCGACAGGCUCGGAAAAUGCAAGAGAGGGGGUGGAAGCCACAGUGGUUUGCAAAGGAUAAAGGAAGUGAUAGUUUUGUUUAUACAGGGGGUUAUUGGGAGGCCAGAGAAGAAGCCAAGUGGGAUUCCUGUCCAGACAUUUUUGGACAGUUUUCUUCUUCAGAUCAGACGUUAGAUUAAGAGCAACAAUUUUCAAGAUAUUAUUUAUUCAUAGGUCUUGCUUCCUUCUUUUAGAGUAUCUUGUGUUUUCUGUACUCUUUUUACCUUGUGUAUUUUUGGUUGCUUUUAUUUGGUCCUGUAGUUACCUCCAUGCGGCCCCUCAUUCAUGGUCCUUUUUAUUUCUUAUACAUACGUACAUACUCCAUUUGA